AUGGAUACAGCUGAAGGAGAUACCAAGGGCGAUAAGGCCAAAGUUAAGGAUGAGCCACAGCGGAGAUCGGCGAGGUUAUCCGCUAAGCCUGCUCCUCCGAAGCCAGAGCCUAAACCUAAAAAGGCAGCUCCAAAGAAGAGCGAGAAGUUGCCCAAGGGAAAGAAGGGGAAAGCUGAUGCUGGCAAGGAGGGAAACAACCCUGCAGAAAACGGAGAUGCCAAAACAGACCAGGCACAGAAAGCCGAAGGUGCUGGUGAAGCCAAGUAAAACGUGUGAAUUUUUGAUAACUGUGUACUUCUGGUGACUGUACAGUUUGAAAUACUAUUUUUUAUCAAGUUUUAUAACAAUGCAGAAUUUUUGGUUUACUUUUUUUUAAGCUAUGUUGUUAGCACACAGACCGCUUCGUUGUUGUGUUUUGAGAGGGAGGGGGGAGGCGGGGGGGGAGGGACAGUGGGGACAAAUGUCACUUAGGCUAUUUCUCAGAACCUAAAUUUUAAUCAGAACGGUUUUCCCAGUCCCCUGGUUUUUGGAAAAAAGGGCUCUUCCUGAGUUAGUGGAGGAAGGGAUUCCUUUACCUGUGCCUCUGUUGAGUUCUGUGAAGUGCAUCCCAGUGAACAUCAGAGCUCCCAAGAUGCCUGUUGCUGACUUGAAAACCACAGUUUGUAAUGCCCUUUCUAUUUCCUUUAGAGCCUGUCACUCCAAAAUACAGCAAAAAAAAAAAAAAAGGCAUUUUUGGGACUUAGCACUCCAAAUGCAUUGUCAGGUGAUCCGGACUUCUGGUGGCUAAUUUGGGAUAAAACAGCUCCAAAAGGAGCUCUACUUCCUUUUUUUAUAUUGUGGAUCUUCAGGCUAAGAAAACCUGCAUUUUAAUUUUCUUUUUUUUAUUUUUUUCCUCUAAAAGUCAGGGUAGGUUUGUGAAGAGUUGUUAAACAACAUGCUAAAUGUGAAAGUGUCCACCCUCACUCUAAACUUUUCCCUCUACGAGUAUGAAAUGGAAGAUUUCUUGGGUUUUAUAGCAACUUUGACGUUUCGGUAGUCCAGGAAGGGAGGGGGAGUUUUGACAGUUGUUGUAAAAUGUUGCCGAUUGUAGCCCAUGUCCUGCCUAAAUUACCAUGAUUGUUUAUGAAAAGUACCUUUAAUAAAGCUGGAUACGGUUUGGCUUGGACUGUU
Messenger RNA from Calidris pugnax (ruff), 1170 nucleotides. It is a transcript of the gene HMGN2, whose product is annotated as high mobility group nucleosomal binding domain 2. Gene Ontology annotation, biological process: chromatin organization. The record is from RefSeq and is a predicted model, not a curated record. Lineage: Eukaryota; Metazoa; Chordata; Aves; Charadriiformes; Scolopacidae. Bases 1 to 267 code for a protein of 88 amino acids. Gene Ontology annotation, molecular function: nucleosomal DNA binding. Gene Ontology annotation, cellular component: nucleus; chromatin. The transcript has 6 exons.